UUAAAGGGAAUAAGCAGGCACAAUAGUUGUGAACGCAACCUUUGUGAAUAUUAAAGUAACUAUCGUAUUUCCGCACGGUUCUCUGGCAGAAUUUCCUAAUUAAUAUUCAUAAGACCAGCUUUCGCCAUGGCAUGGACGGGUCGGUGUCUUCUCAUAACGGAUCGCCUGUCUAGCCGCGGUUAUGGCGGAGCCUUCGGUGCAGAUGGAGAAUGAUGAGUGGCAGGAUUUUAACCGAUUCAAAUGCGUAACGGGACAAGAAACUCAUAUGCAGCGAGUUAAUUUGAAAGCCGAAGACGUAUCCGUGUUGUUGGAUGGAUGUUCAGACACUGGGUUGAAUAUUUCAUACACAUCCGCGGAGGAGAUGAUCAACCACUUCGACGAGAAGUUACAAUUUUGCUUCCAAAAUCAAGACUUUAAACCCGACACAAUAGAGCCAGUGAAGACAAUAAGUGAGGACACGACACUAAAAUGUGAUGAGAUCUGGAAUGCUCUCACAGGUAACUAUAGCAAUGUCAUGCCGGUAGACUGGAAUCAUUCUCGGGCCUGCUCGCUUCAUCUCUCAACACUGAAUCUUGAAGACAAGCCGAGGUUGGAGAGCUUGAACCUGGAUCUCUCUGAUGAUGAGGACCUGAGGGAGCAAAUGGACAUGCAUUCCGUCAUUGUGUCCUGCAUCAAUGAAGAACCACUCCUCACCGCUGAACAGGUUAUUGAGGAGAUUGAGGAGAUCAUGCGGGACUCAUCAGAGAUGGAAUCAGAGCAGAGCACUUCACUGUCAAAACUCUCCGUCAUCUCUCAGAAAACCCAAAGAUCUCACACAAGCCACGUCUACAAGGAGAGAGCGAGGCUGAUGUCAGUAGCUGAUCUGAACGAGUGGCUGGAGGAAGUGGAGACGACCAUACUUGGGUAUUCAGAGGAGCUGAUUCAGCAUCUGGCCAUGAGGGAUGAGCUGGAAUUUGAGAAGGAGGUGAAAAACAGCUUCAUUUCCGUUCUCAUCGACGUGCAGAACUGUCAGAAGGAACAUCGAGAGAUGCUGAAAAAGAAGAAGAAAGUAAAGAAUACAGCCGGCACGCCUCACAGCCGAUUAGAGAGGUUGCAUUCAUCUCGCUUCAGUAUGGAGGGCAUUUCGACUGCCAUUCAGAAUGGUUUUCGGCAAACUUUUGGGAAUGGGGCCGAGGCGAAACAGUACGUAACAACAGUCAUCCCGUACGAGAGGAAAGACGAGCCUCCAUCGGUCCAGGACCUUCAGAUUUUUAUCAAAAUAUUAGAAGCCAUGAGAGACGACAGUGACAAAGUCCCAAGUCUUCUCACAGACUACAUACUCAAAGUACUUUGUCCCACCUAGAGAGAAGAGAGGUACUUCCAUCCUCUUAUUAAAAGCAAGAGCUCCUGGAGGGAUUUAAUUCACUGUGAAACUCACUGUUUUUACCUUUCUGUCACGAUACAAUGCAUGAUCUGUUUUACCUAAACAGGACUGCUUCUGUAUUGAAGUGUGUGAUACCGGUAUUCUGCAUGUUUACCGCACAUGGUGGUUUGCAGUUUUCCGUUUAGUUGAAUUAUGGUUUGCUAUUAAUGUGGAAAAACUUCAAGGUGAAAUGUGUAAUUUAUGCAUCACUACAGUAACCAAACAAUAUUGUAAAAAUGAUGACAAACAGGUUUCUUGAUCACUGCCCCACCUGCCAUAGGUCAGAAAAACAGAUAGUCCUACCCCAAACACACAGCAUUGCAUAAGCAAGAACUACAGGGCUGGGCUGUUCAACGAAUUGAGCAAUGUUUAGAUAUCACCACAUUGUUUUCAGGGAACAGCCUUUAGUUCAGUUUCUGCAUACUAAACUGAGGUAGUAGAACAUAUUUUUACAUUUUAAUAUUACACACAUCACCUUUAGUAUUAUUAAGUUAGAGACAAUUAGUUCCCAAUUUUGUUUUUACGUGUUAGUAUAAUAACAGCAGCGUGAUUUCUGUAAGAAAGAUACAGAUGUUUAAGCAUCAGUUGACCCAAGUAUGCUUUUUAUAUUACCAAGGGGUGUCAACAGUUCCAAUCGUAAGAGUUGACUAGUUGUUUUGUAACACGAGUGCACUUACUGAUCUUUUAAAUGUUGUUUUGCUCAUAUUUUUAGAAAGUCAGAGAAUGAAUCAGAUGACCUUUUUAAUGCCUUAUGCCACAAAAUGUUCUUAUGCCUAUUCACUCACAAAACAGAAACUGUGCUCCUAGAUUUUUUCAACUCACAUUAUAUUGCCUUUGUGUACAUACGAUUAUUAUAAUGAGUUUAUUUGUAUCAGAGAAAUAGUUUGAAUCUUUUGUGAUUAGUUACUCACCCGCUGAUGUUCCCCUGAUGUUCCAGUCUUUCAUAGAAAUGUGAAACAAAGGGAGAUAUGUGAAAGAAUGUUUACACAACUCUAUUACACACAAUUGCACCACAUUACAUUUUUUUUUAGCUGUUUGAUUGCUACUUCACUGGUCACUGUAAACUAUUGAAAAUUGUGUAAUUAAUGUAGAGUAAAUUCUGGUUAAUUGACAUUGAAAUUAAUUUUGAAGUGCACAAAAAAGUAAGUAGUUUGUAAUGGUCUGAGGGUGUGUAAAAAAUUGCAUAAUUUACAUUUACAGUUUACACUUUUUGGGUUAACUAUUACUGCAAUUUACGCGCAACUGCUGACCAGACAUCUGACGUCAAGAGAAUAAAACAUAGGCCGAUGUAUUUUACUGAAAAAGGUAUAACUUGGGCCCAUUUUGCCUUAUUAAACAAAUCUAAAUGCUGAUUUACAUUAUGGUGCCAGUGAAUGAAUGUUUGUGUGCCUAUUAAAUUACCAUAAAGUAGCAGUAAUUAGCUGUACAGCUAUAGAUGUUAAUUCAGAUUAAUGUCUUGAACAAAGUUUGUGUGGGUAAAAUUAAUGACCAGAUAUUAAUAUUAUUUCUAACAGUGUUGUAUGAAAUCUACAGUAUGAAUCAUGGUGAUUUAUGUUUCUCACUUUUUGUUUAUUUAUACUUUUCAAAGUCAAAUGUUGUUGGUUGUGGUUCGGGGCGUUUCAUUUGUUGGGACUGUGUGGGUCUGGUCUGGUUGGUCUUGUUUUGUGGUCGAUGUCGGACAACAGAGGAAUAAAGUUAAUUAUGCCAUUACUACUUUUCCUUGGUUGUUCCUCUGUUGUCUGUUGUUGAUCGCGGAAUGGGACCGGGUUGGACCUGCACGGUUUCGGCGGGUGGGGCUUCCUGGGUCGCGGCUCGUGGGCUCUCCCUGUUCUUCGUGGACGUUGCUCGGUGGCUUUGGUCGGGGUCACUGAGUGCAGCCAUGACACGUCAGAGGAGAUCUGGCCCUCCCGGCUGAGCCUGGUUUCUCCCGAGGUUUUUUUUUCUCCAUUAUUCAGCAUUGGAGUUUGGGUUCCUCGCCACAGCAGAGCAGUGCAGUGUUGGCUUGCUCACCGGGAGACUGCAUUUAUUUAUUCAUUUAUUUAUUAGAUAUUAUUUAUUAUAAUGAUCUUGCUUGGUCUAUAAACACCAUGCACUGUGCUGUGUUUUACCUUUCUGUGUUUUUCUUAUUUGCUCCUGUAAAGCUGCUUUGGAACAAUGCGAAAAGCGCUAUAUAAAUAAAAUUGAAUUGAAUAUAUUUUAAAAAUAUAAUCUAUUUUGCAUUUAUUUAUGCUUAAUAAAGUCUUUGAUGAAAACUGA
Messenger RNA from Triplophysa rosa, 3658 nucleotides. RefSeq names its product fasciculation and elongation protein zeta 2a (gene fez2a). The record is from RefSeq and is a predicted model, not a curated record. The transcript is spliced from 9 exons. NCBI's taxonomy places the organism in Eukaryota, Metazoa, Chordata, Actinopteri, Cypriniformes, Nemacheilidae. Gene Ontology annotation, cellular component: cytoplasm; axon. Bases 182 to 1342 code for a protein of 386 amino acids.